UAGUUGAGAUGCUUUUCCUUGAAGCAAGGGAAGAAAUUGAGUGAGUGAUGAAUAUUUUGAGGCUUCCAAGGGUGACUAGCAAAUUUCAGCACAACCUCUGUUUAAACACAGCCCUGCAUUCAACAAGAGAAUUGCAAGGGAGACGAUCAAGAAUAUUUUGCAAUAGGUCAUCUGAAACAGAGAUCUUAUUUUACUUAUGCCUUAUGGAUUCUGAGUCCUUACAGUUGCCACUUACCUUCAGGAUUUUCAAUCCCGAUUGACUUGGAAAAAACUGGAAGCUUCAGGAUUUCCACUUUCCAGUUUUAUUUGACAUGGCCAAAUUGGCAAGGAACCUUGGAUUUGGAAGGCAUGUGGCAUUAAUUGGCAUCACAUAUUCCUGGUAGGAAUAGGAAAGACACCAUUAAUUGAGGUCAUUUUAAACUGGUAUUCUUUCGCUAUAAGGACUCUACUUCAAGUCUCUACAAAAACCAACAUCCAAUCACAAACCUUACAGUUUGUUUCCAGCAUCACAAGAAGAAGAAGAAUUAACAAGAAGAAGAAGAAAGAAGAUGGGUCUGAACAAGGCAAUGGCACCACUUUGCGUAAAGGGUUGUGGGUUCUACGGGUGUCAGGAGAACAAAAACAUGUGUUCAAAGUGCUACAAAGAAUUUCUCAAGGCAGAGAUAACCAAGGAUGAACCCAAAACAGUAAACAUGGAUAAAAAUUUGCUCCCAAACAUGCCUUCUGAUUCAACUUCCGGUGAAACGAAGUCGGACAUUCUGAGAUUUGAGCCAGGUGGGUCAGGUGAGUCAGGUGGGUCGAGUCCAAGUGUGAAGAACAGAUGCAAGAAUUGCAACAAGAAGAUCGGUUUGAUGGGUUUCAGGUGCCGAUGUGGGGAGAUGUUUUGUGGGGUUCACCGAUACCCGAAAGAACAUUUCUGCACUUUCGAUUUCAAGAAAGCUGAUCGAGAAAUUUUGGCUAAACAAAAUCCACUGAUUAAUGGUGAUAAAUUAUCAGAGAGGAUUUGAUCUGAUUCAUGGCUGUUUCAGUUGGAAAUUUUCUAGGAUUUUUCUUUUUUAAAUCACCUUGUGUGGUUUCUGCAAUUACUUAUUAGAUUGAUAACAGUCUAUACCAAAUUUUUUCAACGAGGCUUGAUGGUCGUCAACCUAGGGCUGGGAUC
Mangifera indica (mango) is the source of this 1159-nucleotide messenger RNA. Its product is annotated as zinc finger A20 and AN1 domain-containing stress-associated protein 1-like. NCBI's taxonomy places the organism in Eukaryota, Viridiplantae, Streptophyta, Magnoliopsida, Sapindales, Anacardiaceae. The record is from RefSeq and is a predicted model, not a curated record. Bases 549 to 1007 code for a protein of 152 amino acids. The transcript has a single exon. Gene Ontology annotation, molecular function: zinc ion binding; DNA binding.